AUGUCAUCGGAACAUAAAGUAUCAAGAAACAAACCUUCCUUAUCUUGUACAAACUGUCGAAAACGUAAAACCAAAUGUGAUAGAAAGCAGCCAUGUUCCGCUUGCGUGAAGAAAAUCAAUUUAUCUUACACCUGUGCCUAUGAUACCCCUCCAAAGCAAUUCCCAAAUACUUCUGACAACUUUCAAAGAGAAUAUCCAGCACGCAAGCGACACAAACCUGAAAUUAGUAUUGAUGCUAAAAAUUCGGCUCAACAAGAAUUGGCCAGGUUGCGGAAGCGAAUUAUUGAGUUGGAGACUUCAUUGCAGCAUGCACAUACACCCAAAACACCACCGGAAAACAAAAACUAUCCUAGAAAACAGCCCAUAUUAUCACCAACAAGCUCUACUUGUCCCAACCCUAUUGUUAAUGACGAAGAAAUUAUUAAUUUUUACGAAGGUUAUACCCCAAUUCAAGUUAAACGUAAUAUUAGAAGAGUCAAUUAUGGGCCAUUAUCGUGGAUUGCCUUGAUGAGAAAGGAUCCAGCAUUAAAUUUGGCAUGGAAAGUUUUGUGUAGCAAAGAUUCCUAUUGUAUAAUCACCAAUCGAUGGCCCCGCUUAAGUUCAGAAAACAAUGCCUUAAUCAAUAUCUCCCACAAUCCCGAGGAUGAGAAAAAUUCCAACUACAUGGACAAAAUAUUUCAGAAAAGAGUGUUAGAAUUUGAAGGAUACGAUGAAUUUGUUCCUUAUAGGUCUCUUUACGGCCGUAAGGAGUCGGAUACGGCAACAGCAGAACAACCUGCAUCAUCCGAGAAAUCAGCAUCGAAAACUUCCUCCGCAACAAAAACUGCCAAUUCUGGACCACGAUUAGAUUUCACUCAAAUCAGUCUCGCCAAAUCAAUAUUUGACGGUCGUAUUAAUCCUGAAUUACACCUAAUUGAGAAAAUUAAACAAAUUGUACCCAAGAGAAAAGUAUUUUGGACUUUGAUGGAUCGAUUUUUCACAGAUAUCUAUCCAUAUUUCCCGUUUGUGGAUGAAGAUUCGUUCAAAAAAGAGCUCCUGAGAAUAUUUGGAGCAAGAAGUUACACAGAUUUACCAUUUGAAAGUAUCAAAGUUGAAAAAAAAUUGGAUUUGGCCAAUAUAGCUAUAUGUUUUAUUUUGCUACGGUUGACAUAUUUGUCAUUUUUCAAUAAUCGUAAUUGUGUUAAUGAAUACAUUAUGAAUUCAGCAGAAGAAACAGUAGCAAAAUACAUUAUGCAAAACCCUAUCAAUUUAUCUACUAUUGAAGUGGCAAAUUCAUGUAUUCAGUGUUUCCAAUUUACGAGAAAAUCUAACGUGACUGUUUUCCAGGCAAUGUUAUACAUGCGAAUCUAUAGAAACUGUGCACCAGAAGAAAGCGAUGGUAUUGAUGGAGGUGACUCCCAAGUUGCUACUGCAUUGCUAGUGCAGAUGGCCUACUCAUUGGGACUAAAUCGUGAACCAGAUAAAUUUGAUGUGUGUAACGACGAAAAAGUAAACCAUUUAAGUCGGAAAAUCUGGAGUUUCCUUAUGAGAUCAGAUUUAACUCAAUGUUACACUUUGGGCAACCCAACAAGCAUAGACCCAAGAAACUAUGAUAUUCGGCCCCCAUUUGUAAAUGACACUAACUCAAAUAUCCAAGAUAGAGAAAUGGAGAUUGCCAUUGUGGAAACAUUCGUCUACUUAAAUUCAGAGUUGGAUCUAAUGCGGAAAAUGCUUGAUCACGUGCUCGAUAUUAACAACGGUGCCAAGAUUAAUGAUUUGACUAGAGAUGUACAUGACUUUGAAGUAAUCUUGCACGAUUUCUUCAAUGUUUUAGGGAACGUUAAUGCUGGUAAGGUGAAAACGGACAGAGAGAGUGUUAUUCAAUAUUAUCAUGUUAUUAAAUUGAAAAUCUUUUUGUCAAUGAAAACAGCGUUGGUUUCGCUUUAUUUCCACAUUUAUUUGCAUUACGAAAAGAGAUUUGAUAGUGAAUUAUCAUUUUUUUAUUUGUCAAAAAUGUACUUAAUAAUAAGAGAUGACUUGAUCCCUGCUAUUGGUCACACUUUGAUAGGUAAAUACAGCUCGAACGCUUUGGUUUUGAAUCCUAACAUGCAAUUAGCUUUACACAAAAUCAACCAAAUCAACCUAUCGUGUUUAAUCCGUGUUACUUAUUUGGUGCACAUGUUUGAACAAAAGCCAAACCAUGAAGAACAGAUGGAAAAUGAUGCCGUAUAUCAGGAGCAUUUCAAUAAACUCAAGAGCUUGAUGACAAAUGUUAGACGUACUGGCGACUUUGUAAGAAUCAUUAUGGAACGAAUUGGUUCUAAAUAUUACUACUCAUGGCGUAUAGCAAAAGCUCACGUUGGACUAUUCAAAAUGUUAUCAAAACCUGAAAAUUAUGAUAAACAAUUAUCUGGGAUAAGAAAGUUGAAAUCUUUCCAAUUCACGCCAAAGCAAUUGGAUGAACUAGACAAUCUGAUUCGUAUUUUGGGGAAAUGUGCAGAGAAGUUGGUAUUUUAUGAGGAUAGUGUUGGUAUGCUGCCUGAUUUCGAAAUGCCAUUCAAACUGUCUGAAAAAGGGAAUGAAGAUCAAGGUCAAAGUGAAAGCAAAACCACCACAAAUACAUCCGACUCAGCACCAAUAUCAGUGACACCAGAUAACAAUACAUCAGCAAUAGUGACACCUUAUUCGUCACUUGCAUCACCUCGACUCCAAUUGGAGAAUAUUAGCAAUGAUUAUGUUGAUCAAAUGUGGUUUCUGAUGAUGGCAAUGAAAUAUGAUACUCUAGAGCCUAUAGGAAAUAACCAAGAUUGCCAGAACUGCAAUACUGAUGACCCUAAUGCUUGUCCCGUGUCGUAUUACAAUCGCGACAAUGGAGUUUUAGGUGGUACUGGUGGUCAUUUGCUUACACAACAAAAACAAAUGACUGCACAGGAACAAUUGGCACAGCAAGAGAUAACACGUCAAAUGCAGUUUGGUAACGAGAACGGAUACAACAAUGGAUUCUUUCUCAAUUCUGGAUUUGAUUUAAUGGAUGAUGGAUAUUUUUAUGGAUAG
This is a messenger RNA of Candida dubliniensis CD36, 3033 nucleotides long. It is a transcript of the gene CTA4, whose product is annotated as oleate-activated transcription factor. Gene Ontology annotation, biological process: positive regulation of transcription by RNA polymerase II; DNA-templated transcription. Bases 1 to 3033 code for a protein of 1010 amino acids. Lineage: Eukaryota; Fungi; Ascomycota; Pichiomycetes; Serinales; Debaryomycetaceae. Gene Ontology annotation, molecular function: zinc ion binding; DNA binding; DNA-binding transcription factor activity, RNA polymerase II-specific. The transcript has a single exon. Gene Ontology annotation, cellular component: nucleus. The record is from RefSeq and is a predicted model, not a curated record.